Tribolium madens (black flour beetle) is the source of this 1812-nucleotide messenger RNA. It is a transcript of the gene APC7, whose product is annotated as anaphase-promoting complex subunit 7. The record is from RefSeq and is a predicted model, not a curated record. The transcript is spliced from 3 exons. Gene Ontology annotation, biological process: cell division. NCBI's taxonomy places the organism in Eukaryota, Metazoa, Arthropoda, Insecta, Coleoptera, Tenebrionidae. The coding region runs from base 69 to 1763 and encodes 564 amino acids. Gene Ontology annotation, molecular function: protein binding.
UUUCUGUGAUUUUCGACAUUUUAUUAAAAUUCAAAAACCUAACCUCACUUUUUGUAAUUUAAAUCAAGAUGAGUAAUUUAUUAAAGCAAUUGCAGUCAAUGUACGAGCUUGAGUUGUACUCAAACAUAUCCCGCGUGUGCGAUUUGGCCCUGUCUGCGUCUGACCAAAAACCGGAGUGUUUGCCCCCUUUACAAAAAUUCCAGCUGCUCCUACUCUACGCCGAUUCGUUAUAUGAAACCCAACAGUAUGCCCAAUCUGAAAAUUUGUACCGGCAGGCGUUACAACUCCGCAAGCACCUUUUAAAAAAUAAAUCAAUGUCUAAUAAAAUCACCGAGAGUCAGCCCGAAUUGAGCAGUGAUGUUGAGAUCAGGUUCAAGAUACACAAGUGUUGCAUGGCUCUCAAGCAGGUGAACGAGGCCAUUGAGAUGUUGCAGUCGAUUCAAGCCCGUUUGAGGACCCCCAAAAUCAACAUGGCGCUUGGGAAUUUGUACUCAGAGGCCGGGAUGGAGCGGUCCGCGAUCACCUGCUACAAAGAGGUGCUCCGCGAGUGUCCUCUAGCCCUGGAAGCGGUGGAAAAUUUGCUCAAACUGGGGGUAAAAGGGGUCGAAGUGAACGCACUAAUGGUCGAGGCCACUUCGGAAGUGACUUGGUUGAAUUUGUGGCUCAAAGCGCAAGCCCAGUUGCACUCCCGUGACUUCGAAAACGCCCUCCAGACCUACAAAAGCAUGGACACUCACGGCUUGCUCAAAGACAACACCUCGGUUUUGGCCAAUCUUGGCUACUGCUACCACUACAUGUGCGAGGACGAGGCUGCGAUUGGGGUCCUGCAGCGCGCAGUGAAGCUCGACCAGAACCUAGUCUUCGGGCGGGACUUGCUGGCGACGCUUUUGGCCAGUUCGGGGACCUCGGAACACGUGGAGGACCUCGAGAGUCUAAUCCCGACCUCGGACAUGUCCCUCUGGACGAGCGAGCAUUGGGUCGUGAUUGGGAAUCUGAUGUAUUCGACGAGACGGCACGAAAAGGCCGUUUAUUUCGCCCAACAGGCCCUUUACGCCUCCCAAUCGAAGAACAUCGAGGCGUUGCUCCUCAAAGCCAAGACGCUUCUGGAGCUGAACAAGUACCAAGACGCCGCCCACCACUGCACCGAGGCCCUCCAGAUCUGCCCCUUUCGGUACGACUUGCACCAGUGCGUGGUGGAGUGCUACAUGAAGAUGAACCGGCUGCGCGAGGCCGAGUCGAUGGCGCAGAACGCCUGCAAACAGCUCAACUACAGCCCGCAUUCGGUGACGUUGCACGCCUCCGUCUUGCUCAAAGACCCGAUGACGUCCGGGAAAGCCGUACGAAAGCUCCUGGAGAAGGCCGUAGGGCAGGAGAAGACGUUCUCCACCAAGGCCGUCUGUAUGCUCGUGGAGUUGCUCGAGCAGGAGCAGCAGUAUGACCAAGCGCGCCAACUCCUCUUGAAACACGUCGAGCAGCACCCCACGUCGCGGAUCCACCAAAUGCUCGGCGACUGUUAUGUCAAUUUGCACAAAGACGAGGAGGCUUUCCACCAUUACAACGUCGCCCUACGGCUCGACCCGGCCAAUCAGAGGGCGAGCGAGGGCUUGAGUUGCAUCGGACGUAACUUGUCUUUAAGCAAAAGGGAGAGUUACUACACGUGCGUGGGGGAGACGUCGUACACGUCGCCAGGGACGAGUGCCUCCGAGGAUGAUGUUUUUGUCCAAAACGAUACCGAACCCUGGCCUACUAAUAUGAGUUUUUAGGAUAUCCCUAAUAACAAUUUUUUUUUUACAAUAAAAAUAUUUAAAGUCA